AUGGCGGCUUUCAAUGAUUCAAUAUUCUACGCGAUCAGAAAAUAUGGCCCAUAUUUACAUCGGCAAAGUGUAGACGAACGCGGGGUAAAAUCCAUAGAUGUUUCACACUUCAAUUACAUCGCUCCACUUCUGAUUAUUAUUUUUGAUUUUCUAGUUCAAUUCUACAAUGUGUUCUUUAUCAUAAGUGGAAAAUAUUUGAAAAAAGGCCCAUUUUUUGCGAUGCUUUUGAUUAUGUCAAUAAGCAUCCUAAUUCGAAGUUCAAUCGUGAUAUUCAGUUAUUUUUCACUAGCAUUCAGGAUGAAUCUAAGCUUCAACUAUGCUUUGUAUAUCGAUUAUUUCUCAAGCUUCUUCUCACUUCCCAUAAUCUUUCUAAUGUCACUAAACAGAUAUCUAUGUUUUGUUUCAAAUUAUUAUAAUUCAAUGAUUUUUGAGAGAAAUAAUUAUUUGAUCUUCGUAAUAUUUUCGAUUUUUUGUAUUUCAUGCGCUGCAACUUUUGGAACUAUUAAAACUUCUGGAAUUGAGCGAGAUUUUUAUAGUGGUGUUGGAUUUGUUGAUUAUUAUUUGGAGCCUGGUUACAAAACAUCAAUCGCAAGAUCAUUUUAUAUUUUCCCAUUGGGCUCGACAAUUUGUUACAUUCUUCUAUUCCUACAUCUGAAACAACAAUCAAAAUUAGUUAUGAUGUCUACAAGAAAUGUUGAGCAAAAAGUGUUUGCUCAACUUCUAAUCACCGCUUUAUUCUAUGGAUUGAUGUCUAUAUUUUUCGAAGCUGUUGAAUUUUUAUAUGACGUCAUAGAUAAUUAUCAAAUUAUUUAUUUGAUAUCUAUGCUGAAUAUUAUAAAUUAUCUGCCGGAAAUUUCACUUCCUCUAAUGCUUAUGAUGUCUACUUUCAAAUUUUCAUUGAGAAAAGUUGUUCAAGAUGUUCCGAAAAGUACAACUGCUUCGAUUUUGAAUAGAUAA
Molecule: messenger RNA, 957 nt
Organism: Caenorhabditis angaria
Lineage: Eukaryota; Metazoa; Nematoda; Chromadorea; Rhabditida; Rhabditidae
Source: the annotation of a GenBank genome assembly